Messenger RNA from Suncus etruscus (white-toothed pygmy shrew), 3121 nucleotides. It is a transcript of the gene WDR44, whose product is annotated as WD repeat domain 44. Gene Ontology annotation, molecular function: protein binding. NCBI's taxonomy places the organism in Eukaryota, Metazoa, Chordata, Mammalia, Eulipotyphla, Soricidae. The coding region runs from base 1 to 2748 and encodes 915 amino acids. The record is from RefSeq and is a predicted model, not a curated record. The transcript is spliced from 20 exons.
AUGAGCUCCCUAGCACACAUGUUAAGGACGUGGUUUGCUGUGUUCAUGAUGGCCAUGGUGCUCAUUCAUACCUGGCUAUCAUGUAGCCAGUCUCCAGGAAAGGUUGGAAUUUCAACAUCAAACGAAACAGAGAACACUGCGGAUGAAUUUGUAAAAGUGCCCCUUGUACAAGAAUGGAAACAAGAUGUGUCUAAAGAGAUUAUUGAAACUAUUGAGGAGAGUGAGAAAGUCCUACCAGUUGAAGAUGACUCUGUGGAGUCCAAAGGAGAAGAAUUCUCUGAUCAAGCUACUGCCAGUCCUAUCAUGGCUGAAACUGAUAUUAGCAACAUACCUAGUCUCUUAGCCAUGGAUCAAGUACUACAGGAAGAUUCCCAAAAGACAGAAAGUCAGAGUACAUGUAAAGAAACUGAAUUAGAGUCAAAAAAGUGUUUUCCUUCUGAGGGGGCCCAUGAGAAGCCCGUAGAUGAAACCACUGAGUUAACUGAAAUAAGUUCAAGUGAACAGCGUGAUGUGCCUGAAACUGAAACCCAAGUAUCAAACAAGGAAACAGCAGAAGUUAAACAAAGUGACAACCAAGAGCCCAUGUCCUUGGACUCCUUGACAACUCAGGAUUGUGCUGCUGCAGAAGAAGUCGCUCCUGCCAAACCCCCGAGGCAGAUCACUCCAGAACCUGACAUCGUGGCCAGUACAAAGAAGCCUGUGCCAGCACGACCACCUCCUCCAACGAAUUUCCCACCUCCUAGACCUCCACCCCCAUCUCGACCUGCUCCACCACCCAGAAAAAAGAAAAGUGAAUUGGAGUUUGAGGCUCUUAAAACACCUGAUUUAGAUGUUCCCAAAGAGAAUAUUCUAUCUGAUCCUCUUCUAACUACCAGCAUGGCGUCAGAGAGUACAGCCAAAGAUUCUCAGCCUUCGCUUGAUUUAGCAAGUGCUACCAGUGGAGAUAAAAUAGUUACUGCCCAGGAAAAUGGAAAAUCACCUGAUGGGCAGAUAAUAGCAGGUGAAAUGAUGAGUCCUCAGAGACCUAGAUCCAGCUCUGGGAGAGAGCUUACUGAUGAGGAAAUUUUAGCCAGUGUCAUGAUUAAGAACCUGGAUACUGGAGAGGAAAUACCUUUGAGUCUUGCAGAAGAGAAACUACCAACAGGUAUUAAUCCUCUCACUCUACACAUCAUGAGAAGAACUAAAGAGUAUGUAAGCAAUGAUGCAACACAGUCAGAUGAUGAAGAGAAAUUACACUCUCAAGCAACAGAUACUGAUGGUGGAAGGUUAAGACAGAAAACGACUCAACUAAAGAAGUUCCUAGGAAAAUCCGUGAAAAGAGCAAAACACCUUGCUGAGGAAUAUGGUGAACGUGCUGUAAAUAAAGUUAAAAGUGUGAGAGACGAAGUGUUUCAUACUGAUCAAGAUGAUCCUUCAUCAAGUGAUGAUGAAGGAAUGCCAUAUACAAGGCCAGUUAAAUUCAAAGCAGCACAUGGUUUCAAAGGACCAUAUGAUUUUGAUCAGAUUAAAGUGGUACAAGAUCUUAGUGGUGAACACAUGGGAGCUGUUUGGACCAUGAAAUUUUCUCACUGUGGCCGGUUACUUGCCUCAGCUGGACAAGACAAUGUAGUACGAAUAUGGGCUUUAAAAAAUGCUUUUGAUUAUUUCAACAACAUGAGAAUGAAAUACAAUACUGAAGGACGAGUGUCCCCUUCACCUUCUCAGGAAAGUUUAAAUUCGUCAAAAUCUGAUACAGAUACAGGCGCGGGCAGUGGACCUGAGGAAGACCCUGAUGAUAAAAAUGCUCCAUUCCGACAACGGCCAUUUUGCAAGUAUAAAGGACAUACAGCUGAUCUCCUUGAUCUUUCAUGGUCCAAAAACUACUUUCUGCUUUCUUCUUCCAUGGAUAAAACUGUCAGAUUAUGGCAUAUUUCCAGAAGAGAAUGUCUUUGCUGUUUUCAACACAUAGAUUUUGUUACUGCCAUAGCUUUUCAUCCCAGGGAUGACAGGUAUUUUCUAAGUGGAUCAUUAGAUGGAAAACUCCGCCUUUGGAACAUACCUGACAAAAAAGUGGCAUUAUGGAAUGAGGUAGAUGGUCAGACAAAAUUGAUCACAGCUGCAAAUUUCUGUCAGAAUGGCAAAUAUGCAGUGAUUGGAACAUAUGAUGGCAGGUGUAUUUUCUAUGACACUGAGCAUCUGAAAUAUCACACACAGAUCCAUGUCCGAUCUACCAGAGGGCGCAACAAGGUUGGAAGAAAAAUUACUGGCAUUGAGCCUUUACCUGGAGAAAAUAAGAUACUGGUCACCUCAAAUGAUUCCAGAAUUCGACUGUAUGAUCUUAGGGAUUUGUCCCUAUCUAUGAAAUAUAAGGGCUAUGUCAACAGCAGCAGCCAGAUCAAAGCAAGUUUCAGUCAUGAUUUUAGUUACAUUGUUAGUGGCUCUGAAGAUAAGUAUGUUUAUAUUUGGAGUACUUACCAUGAUUUAAGCAAGUUUACUUCAGUCCGGAGAGAUCGUAAUGACUUUUGGGAAGGUAUUAAAGCACAUAAUGCAGUCGUCACAUCAGCCAUCUUUGCUCCAAACCCAAGUUUGAUGUUAUCCCCAGACGUGCAAUCUGAAAAACUAGAAGGACAUGAAAAAAGUGAAGAUGCUGAAGCUUUGGAUACCAUGCCUUUUGGUAUCAUGAAGACAGAUCACACAGAAGUUCUUCUUUCUGCUGACUUCACUGGAGCAAUCAAAGUGUUUAUUAACAAAAGGAAAAAUAUAUCUUAAUUUGAAAUGGCAUUUUAAAAAAUGUAUCAGUAAGUUUCUAUAUGUAUCAGAGCUUAGGAAAAUAUUAUAGUGUUUCUGGCUAACAUCUUUUUUUAUUGAAGUUCUUCAAAUAUAAUAUAUUUUUGAGAGGCAGUGUUAACAAUCUAGUAAACCUUAGAUAGGCUAGAGGGGAAUGUGACUAGAAUAACAUUGCCAGACAUUAAGUUUUAUGUUUUGUUAUGUUUGUCUUUUUGUUAUAUAAUUAUAAACAUGCACAGGUUUCUGCAUGAAAAUAUAUUAAUAUAUUAAUCUUGUGUGUGUGCCUUUUGGUUACAUGCACUAAAUCUAACAGUUAAAUUAUUUCAGUGGCUCUUUUGGCCUCUUACCGGGGAGA